AUGUUAUCUGUUAACCUCCUUAAGAAGAUUCCUUUAUCAAAAUCAGGGUUUUUUGUGAAGGGUCCAAGAUUUAGUUUGCACGGACGGGAGGUGGCGAGCGGGCGGCCGGUGCUGCUGGAGAUCGCCACGACGGCCUGCCAGGGCGCCGACACGCAGGUCAACUACCUCGAGCACGUGCAGGCCGUCAUCACGCUCAACGCGUCGCGCCGCGGUGACGUCGAGCUCUUCCUCACGUCGCCCAUGGGCACCCGCUCGAUGAUCCUGAGCCGUCGAGUGAACGAUGAUGACCGCCGCGACGGCUUCACCAAGUGGCCCUUCAUGACGACGCACACGUGGGGCGAGUACCCGCAGGGCACGUGGGCGCUCGAGGUGACGUUCAACUCGCAGACGCCGCAGUCGGGCUUCAUCAAGGAGUGGACCCUGAUGCUGCACGGCACCCGCGACCCGCCCUACAGCGAGCUGCCGGUGUCCGACCCGCACUCCAAGCUGGCCAUCGUGAAGAAGGCUCACGAGGAACGCAACAAGAUGUAGGCGCGUUGCCCCCCGCCACCGACUCCGCCGCUCCCUGCCCCCCGUCGUCCUCCAGCCCCCGCAACGUCUGCGCCCCCUCCCGCCCCCGCCCCCGCGACCAAGCUGCUGCUCGCAUCAGCUGCCCAUCCGCCAGUGGCGUAGCCAGAGCUCGACAUCUGUUGCCCCAACGGAAAGCAAAAGACUUAGGGACUGGCCUCAUCUGUAUCACGGCAUUGUGUUAGAUCUUGACAUCUGACACAAAGGAAAGAAACAAAUUCGGGACUAACUGGAAUUGUGUGUCACAUGGGUCACAGGGGAUUUCGCUACGUCCGAAACUAACUACAGGAAGCGUGAACCCUAAGUGUUUAUUUUCGUAUUUAUUCUUAUUCAUCCUCCUCGUUUUAGAUCGAGAAUCGACCGUACCUCUCUUGAAAUCUACCGUCCGUGAAAAGUAAAAGAAUCUGAGCAACUAACUGCAAUGGAACGUGGCAUAUGAAGGAGAAAGGCAGUUUCGCCAUUUUCGCUAUCAGCUUGAGGAAGCGUGCUCAUCCUUAAGUCUUAAUUUUCUUGUUCUUCGUCCUCUUCUUUGAUCUUGGACUAACAGUCCCGCUCUUCAAAUCUGUUGCUGUUCCAAAGCGGAAAGAUAAAUGAAUUUAGAGAUUAGGCCCCAUUGGGGGAUGAUUGAAUUGAGAAGACGAACCCAAUUCCGUUGCGCGUAAAUGACGAUGGGGAUGUUCUGCCGACCUCAUUGCUCGCUGCUUAAAGCUUUGCCACGAACUUUUAUU
Messenger RNA from Gryllus bimaculatus (two-spotted cricket), 1295 nucleotides. NCBI's taxonomy places the organism in Eukaryota, Metazoa, Arthropoda, Insecta, Orthoptera, Gryllidae. The record is from the annotation of a GenBank genome assembly.